Molecule: messenger RNA, 9009 nt
Organism: Planococcus citri (citrus mealybug)
Lineage: Eukaryota; Metazoa; Arthropoda; Insecta; Hemiptera; Pseudococcidae
Exons: 3
Coding region: 4088-6820 (910 amino acids)
Biological process (GO): DNA replication
Molecular function (GO): nucleotide binding; DNA-directed DNA polymerase activity; DNA binding
Source: RefSeq, a predicted model, not a curated record
CUUAUUAUUCCUGAAACCAGGGAAAUAUUUUGAUGUGGAUACCUAUAGAAAAAUGAUACCCAUCUAAUCGUUUUGUGUAAUCGGAAAGACAAUCAGAUAAAUCCACACUCUCAUUUAAUCUGAUUGAAGUUCACUUCAUGCACUAAUAUUCGUCUUUCAUCAUUUCAAUUUCGUCCUUUGCUUUCAGUAAUCUUAUUUAAAAAAAAAACAAACAUGAAAAUCAUAUUCGCUAUUGUUGUAGUUCUCUCAGCAGUGAUUUUAUUGGACAUCGUUUCUGUUAUAAGUACGAGUAAUAAUACCCCUGAUUAUGAAAAGCUGAAAGCGGAAUGCGGAAGUGAAGAUCUAAUCCGUUAUAUCAAUAAUCUCGAGAAAGAACGCGAUGAAUUUCGGGAAAUGGUUGACGUAUUUGUAGAACGCUGAUGUGAACAAUCAAUUGCAAUCAUAGGGUACUUGGACAAAAAAGUACCAUAAUCACAAAUAGGAUCACGCUCUUGUCUAUUAUAAUAUGAUUUGGGGAAUGACAGAAACAUAUCAUACAAAUUACCAGCUUUUCUUUCGCUAACUUUAACAUUGAGACGAUCUUUGGGGUAUAGCCAGUAGUUGUUAAUGGACAAUUGCACAUUUUCUACAUUAAAUAAUUCAAAUUGACUCAUUCUUUUAUUAAUACUGUAGCUAGAGUCUUUUUGAAACGCUACAAUAACCCACUUUACACGGGAAUAGGCAACAGGUAUUUCCCAGGUGUACUCUGUAGAUUGAGCAGGGAUUGCUGUGCAUUGAUAUAACCAAUGACGGUAAAACAUAGUAAAAUUAGUAUUACCCAAUACUUCUUUUCUCAACUUAAUUUCUUUAUCUAUUCGAAGUUUUACAUGUCUCAUUCGCCAAAUAAUUUCUUUAAAUAUCACAGUGACAUUAUACCCUGUAUUAUCUGAAUACAUCAUUAUAUUGUCAGAUGCAGUAGUAUUAUGAAAUAUCAAGGAUUGUGGUACACGUACCAUACAUUGACGAAAAUCUUCAAAGAAACCCAUCACUUCACUCAAUGGUUUUAUUAUAGUGAAGUAUCCUUGAUCAUUGAUCAGGUUAUUUGACGAAUUAGGAUAUAUAUCCCAACCAGAUAAUGAGCGUGACAUAUUUGGUUGAAAAGAUAAUAAACCUUUCAUAGUUGUAGCCGUUCCUGGUUUUCUAAUGUCAUCAAUUUUAUUGUCACCAAUUUUAUACUCAAUGUGAUCAAAACGAUGUAAAAUACCAUUUGUAUCAAAAGCAAUUUUAGUGGGAUCAAUAGGCUUUACAUUUUUAGUAGCGGUUUCAGUUGUUUCUUCAAGUUUGAUUUGACCUGUGAAAACUAGUACACUUUCACAAGGUAAUGUUAUGAUGUCCUCACUAUAUAUAGUGAUUGGAAAUUCCCCACCAGCCUGAUUAAUAUCUUCAGAUUGUGGUGGUUUAUAAUCAUUAUACUCAAAAUGUUCGAUGAAAUCAUCAUAAUUUUCUUCAAUAUGUGCCAUUGAAAUAUUAUAUCAAGUUAGCAUUCAUGUACUACUAUUUAUAGUUUUUUUGAAAGAAUUCUUUGUAUAAGUCAUACAAUUGUACACGAUUUUUAAUACCAGUCAUGUGGUAGCCUGAGUUUUUAUACAGGAAUCAAACUUUUUCUUAUAUUUACAUUUUUCACUUUCCACAUCAAUCACAAGAAAACCAUAUGGUUCAUACCAACAACUAUUACAUAUGGAACGGAACUUAUCAAAUGUGACAUCUGUUACAUAUUCAGUGUAAACCUGUCUCAAGUUGACUAAAUCUUGUCUAAAUAAGAUGACAUAAUUAAAGUUUUCACGAAUACCACUCUUUUUUGGUAUUUUAGUGUAUGUUUGACUUAGGUAAAAACAUGAAAUAUUUCUGUGUCUACCUCGCAGAAAAAAAUUUGCUACUUUAUCUUGCUUCUCUGUCAAUAUGUCAUCAAAUAUGAUUAUUGAAUCAUUUUCCAAUUCUUCAGGCUCAGGUAGGAUUUCAGAAGCUACCUCAUGAAUGUUAAUCAUCUGCUUUUUACUUUUCUUCCCUUUAUUGUGGUUAUAUAUGAGUUCACGAAGAGUUUUGUACUUUUCCUGGUAACUAGUUUUGGAACACAAGUACAAAUGCCGAAAUGGUCGAAUAUAUACUAACAUGGUAAGAAGUAAAUUUGACUUGCCAGCACCACUAGGUCCAAACAUACCGCAACGGAUGACAUCAGGGAACAUUUCCACCUUACGAUGUGGUUUUCUUACAUUAUUAUCAAAAUUAAUAACAUUAAUGCUGUUUUUUAAUUUUUGGGAACUCAUAUUAUCUUUGUUGUAUCACAAUGCUGGUAAUUGAUACUUCUAUUUAUAGAUUGAGGUUUACACAUUUGCUCUCAAAUUAAAAGACAGGAAAUGAGUCAUCUGCUAUUUUCAUCUUAUCAGAAUGGCAAUUAGCAACACAUUGAAGCACAGGAAAUGAGUCAGCAUAACAUAAAUUAUCAACCAUUUUUAUCUUAUCUCAAAUCAAACUAUUAAAAAAAUGAGUCAUCAUUGCUAUUUUUAUCUUAUCAGGAUAGCAGCACAUCAAAGCACAGGAAAUGAGUCAGCAUUCUAUAAAAUAUUAUCAACAAUUUUAAUCUUAUCUUGAAUUUUUAUCUUAUUAGAAAGGCAGCAUUCCCUUUGAUCUUGAUUUUUGUUUUGUCUAGCAAGAAUUCUCAGAAACUCUUAUCUUAUCAACAGAUAUGUUGCGCAAUAAUUCUUAGAAACUCUUAUCUUAUCAAUAGGAAAUGAGUCAGCAUUCCAUAAAUUAUCAACAAUUUUAAUCUUAUCUUAAAUUUUUAUCUCAUUAGGAAGGCGGCAUUCUCUUUGAUCUUAAUUUUUGUUUUGUCUAGCCAGAAUUCUCAGAAACUCUUAUCUUAUCAACAGACAUGUUGUGCAAUAAUUCUUAGAAACUCUUAUCUUAUCAACAGGAAAUGAGUCAUCAUUUUAACAUGUAUUUAUAGAUUUUCCAUUACCCCCACUCUUUUUCAACAUACCCCCACUCUUUUUAUUUACUCUAUCUGUGGUUAAGAAAAGUAUAAAUAGAGGUCCCAAGCACAAAUUUCUCAUUAUGUUUUUAAAAUGCCGUGCAACACAGUUGUUAAUUGUGAUAGUUCGUUAGUUAAUAAUUGUAACAGUUCAGUGAUUGAUAGUAAUUGUUCGGUAAUUGAUCGUAAUUGUUCGGAAGUUAUUCGUAAUUCUUCGGUGAUUGUUUGUAAUUGUUCGGUAAUUGAUUGUAAUUGUUCUGAAGUUAUUCAUAAUUCUUCGGUAAUUGAUCGUGAUUGUUCGGUAAUUGUUCGUAAUUGUUCGGUAAUUGAUCGUGAUUGUUCGGUAAUUGUUCGUAAUUGUUCAGUAAUUGAUCGUGAUUGUUUGUGUAUUGUCUGUCUAACAUAGCUUGAGCUGAAUUGUGUCAUUUGCAUAAGCCGAAUUCCAACAAAUUUUUCAUGAAUUUUUCCAAAUUUUUUUGGUUCCCAAAAUUUUUUAGAGAGUAAAAAUUGUUGGCUAUGUUUAUUUUGCAUGUUUAUUUAUGGCUGAUUGGCUGGGAAAAGAUUUAUUGAAAUAAAUCAAGAUAAAAGCUAAUCAAUUUGGGAAACCCUUCUGUUAUUCCUUUUUGGCUUCCAUAAAAUGCAACUGACACAAUUCAGCUCAAGCUAUGUUGGACGGACAAUACUGAUCGUGAGUGUUCAAGUAUAAAUCAUAAUAAUCCGUGUAUUGAUCGUGAGAGUUCGGGUAAUAUUUGUGAUAAUUCGCGUGGUUUAAAAAGAAAAAUUGUUUCGGUCAGUGAUAUCAAUGUUGAAAACCUUCCAAUUAAGAAGCGUAUACUACAACGAUAUACAGCUUCUAAUCAAGAUGAAGUUGAACCAACACAGAAUAUCUACUUUGGUGGAGGAGUUGAUGGUAAUACCACUGUUAAUAUUACUACCAGUGAUGCUGCUGCUCCAACUGAUGAGAUUUCCAAGGUAGGCGAUUCUUCAGACAUUGAUAAUGAUGAUGAUAAUGACCAUGACGACUAUACAUCACUGGAAUAUAUUAAAGUGAAAGAAAUCAACUCCCAAAUCACCAAGAGAAUGGGUGUACAGUUCCGGGAUUAUGAAAUGCAACUGAAAAAAGAUGUUGAAAAACUGCCACCAGUUGACCUCAUAACCAAAUCACUUGAAGAGAUGCUGAAUUUUUCCAAACAACAGUCACAGUUCCGGAAAGGUGAUAAAAUUGAUCUCGGGGUAAGUAACCCUCAAUUCGGCCAUCGCUAUAUUUCCACGGGUUAUAGAAAAGAAGAUGAUCAUAUUGACGCAUUAAAGGAGAAAUUAAUGCAAAUUCUCACUUCGGAUGGGACUGUUGAUCUCUUCAAAUGUACAUUCAACGUACACACAAUAACCAUGCCACAUGGUGGAGCAAGAACACGUAUAGUUAACCUGGCCAAAGAUUUACACACAAAGAAAAGUGUUGUUGAAAUUAGAAAUAAUGAUAACUUGUGUGGACCACGAGCCAUCAUUGUGGGACUCACCUAUUAUCAGAAUAAUAUUCUUGGUCGUCAGUUAGAAUCCUCUCAUAUUAAAACCAUCAGAAUGGGUAGACUGAUUCAGAAAGAACUGGCUGAAGAAUUGUGUAGACAUAUCGGAUAUAAUUUGGAAGAUACUGAAACUGGUUUUACCCUCAAAGAUUUCAAGAAAGUUGAAGAAAAACUUGACAUUCAAAUAACAGUGUUAAAUGCAGAUUUCAACAACAGUGUAUGCUACAGAGGUGAUGAAAAAGAUGUUAAGAUACAUCUCUACAAGCAAGGUGAACAUUAUGACACAAUCACCAACAUGAAAGCCUUCUUUGGGUCUAAAAAUUUCUGUGAAAAAUGCCUAACAUCAUAUGCAAAGAAAGAUAAACAUAUCACCUGUGUGAAAGGUGCCAAAUGUUAUCUAUGCAGAGAUGUGAAACACGACCCUGAAAGUAUCAGGCGUGUUUUUUGUAAAGAUUGUAAUAGAUACUGCAUGAAUGAACAGUGUCUGAACCAGCAUAAAUCAUUUGUAUGCAAAACAUGGUACAAAUGUAAGACUUGUAAUGAGCUUGAGAGACAUGAUAAUGCAGAAAACCAUAAGUGUGGUUACGCCAAAUGCCGGAACUGCAAGCAAAUUGUGGAGAAAGCAACUCAUAAAUGCUACAUGACAAUGACAAGCGCCAAGGGAGGAAAAUGUGAAGGAGGCUGCCAGAACUGUGAUCCAACAUCAAAGAUAAAAAAUAAAAAGUGUACCUACACCGAAAAGUAUAUUUUCUUCGAUUAUGAAGCUCAGCAAGAGACAGGUCAACAUAUACCAAACCUGAUUAUUGCUCACGAUUUUUCUGGAAAUGUCUACAGCUUCAAUACUAACGAUGACUUCUGUGCAUGGCUCAUUAGUAGAAAGCAUAAAAACUACACCGCUAUAGCUCAUUAUGCACGAGGAUAUGAUGCCCAUUUCAUUCUUCAGUAUUGCCUAAAACAAACAAUUUUACCUAAGACAAUUUAUAAUGGCAGCAAGUUAAUGGAACUGAAGAUCAAGACCCUCAAAUUACGUAUCAUCGAUAGUCAUUGUUUUGUUCCAUCGGCACUUUCAGACUUUCCAAAGACUUUUGCACUAACUGAAUUGCAUAAGGGAUACUUUCCUCAUUUAUUCAACACUGUUGAAAAUAAGAAUUACAUCGGAAAAAUACCAGAUAAGAGAUUCUACUGCGCAAAUCGUAUGAAACCUGAUGCUCGAAAAAAAUUUGUCGAUUGGCAUAAUGCAAGAGUUGCUGAAGGCUAUCAAUUUGAUAUGCAAAAAGAGCUCUUUGCCUACUGCAAUUCAGAUGUGGAUAUUUUACGACGUGGAUGCUUACAACUUCGAAACGACUUCCUGGGUAUUGCUAACAUUGACCCCUUUUGUUAUAUCACCAUUGCCAGUGUAUGCAUGGCUACUUAUCGUAGCAUGUACCUGAAACCCAACACCAUAGCUGUCCUCAACAAGGAGUUGAGUGAUCAGUUCUCAGACAUUUCACUCAUGUGGUUGAAAUCUCUCAGCAAUAGCGAAAAUAUUGCUUAUGCUGGUAAUGGUGGUGAAGUAUCCUUAUGUGGUGUUAAAGUUGAUGGUUUUGAUAGUGAUACCAACACUGUGUACCAAUUCCAUGGGUGUUUCUGGCAUGGUUGUCCAGAUUGUUACAACGAAGAAACUGUCAAUAAGGUAAACAAUUACAGCAUGGGUGAUUUAUACCAGAAGGCAAUGGAUCGUACCGAACAACUGAGACUAGCUGGAUUUACUGUCAUAGAAAUGUGGCAAUGUAAAUGGUUAAAAUCAACCGAAUAUCGUAAUUACAAGGCCAGCAACAUUACCCAACAAAUCACCAACCCCCUCAACCCACGAGAUGCCUUCUUUGGAGGUAGAACCGAAGUUUUCAAGUUGAAGAAAGCAGUUGAUGGUGUGAAUGAAAAAAUCAACUACAUCGAUGUAUGUUCAUUGUAUCCCACGGUAAUGUAUUAUGACGAUUAUCCAGUUGGACAUCCUACGAAGAUUUAUUCACCUGCCAAUCAUGAUCCGAGUUGGUUUGGUUUCAUAAAAUGUAGAAUCUUGGCUCCGUAUGAUCUGAUCAUUCCUCUGUUACCUGUCAAAGUCAUGAUGAAUAAAACUGAGAAACUACUUUUCCCAUUAUGCUUGAAAUGUGCUAUUGAAAGUCAAAGUAGAUGUGAACACUCCGCUACCGAGCGUCAAUUUGUUGGUACAUGGUCGACAGUUGAGGUUAACAAGGCCAUCGAAGUUGGAUACCAGGUCAAUACCACCUAUAGUAAAAGGCCUGAGCGCUGAAUCGUUAUCACCUUCUGACGUCACACCUUAAGGGGACUCGAUUGUGUUUACCAUUUGAAUUUUAACGUAUGAUUAAAUGGCGAAUUCGUGAAAUUGAGUAAAACUUUCGUUGAAAAAGUUAUUAAAAUGAUAAAUAAUUAAUUAAAUUCGUUCUAAGAUGUGGUACAGUGAUGAAAUAUUGUUGUUUUCAAUCAUUGGUGGUGUUGGUUUACUUUCUUUUUGUACAAAAACGAAUUUUUCGCAAUCUGUUGUGUUGUGUGAUUUGAACAUGUAGAUAUCAAGUGAAUUGAAAAAUGAAAACUAAUGUGUGUAUGUGCUUGUGUUUUACUCUUAACUGGAAUAAUGUCAUAGUGAAAUGAAUAGACCUGAACCAUAAAAUCUACAAUGCGUUUUAAAUCUGCAUAUUAUUGAGUACAACAAUCCAAUCCAACUACAAAGUGAAAGUACAAUGGAUAAUCUAAUCAAGAAACCAUUAACGGCAUUAACCAUCAACAUCUCAAAACUGAAACCAAUUAGCUGAAAGUGUUCUAGUCAUUAAUUUAUCACUCAAGUUGGUUAUCAUCAAUCACAUUGCUGCUGAAGAAACUGUGUGGUUUUCCGUUUUUUACCUGUGUAGUUGAAAUGGAAUUGGAAAUGGAAUACAUACUUCGGAAUAGAGUCAAGAGUGUUGAUAUCAUUUAAUUUUUGUGGGAUUUUGAUGAAUUAAGGAUUAUUUGACAAAUAUUUCAUUCGAUUUCACCAGUGAGUUGUAUAAUAUCCUUCAGAAGGUAUAAUUUUGUCAAGUUUAUGCAUUAUUUUCAUCUUUAAUGUUGAAAAACAAUGUUGUUUAACCUCGUUUUUUUAUUUUUGUUUUCAUUUAAAUCAUUCGUAGGUGAUCUUAAAUUCAUUAUGCAUGUGAAUAAAAUAUGAAAAAUAAAAUUUUCACCGGAUUUAAUUCGUUGGAGUGCAUUUUUCUUUCAUUUCUAUAGUGUAUUACCAUAUGUUAGAUAUGUAAGUAUUCCCCUUUAGUGAUGACGUCACAAAACAGCGCUCAGGCCUUUUACUAUAGGUGGUAUUGACCAGGUUCAAGAAAUCUACGAAGUCUGGCAUUUUGAAAAAUCCAAUGAAAUGUGGCAGGAGUACAUCGGUGCAAUGAUGAAAAUCAAGCUGGAAACCAGUCCACAUGGCUACUCUACUAACACGGAAUAUGCUCAAGCAGUGGAAGAACACUACAACAUCAAGUUGGAUAUCGACCAGAUAAUACCCAAUCCAGGCAGAAGAGCCGUUGCGAAAUUGUGUUUGAACUCCCUUUGGGGAAAAUUUGGUCAACGGUUGAACAUGAGCCAAACAGAAUAUCUCACCGAUCCUAAUCAGCUUUAUAAACUACUACUUGAUGACCGUUUGGAAAACUUGCGUCUUGAAUAUGUGUCCGAAGAAAUGGUUCAAGUGAACUACAGGCAUAAGGAUACAUUCAUCGAAGACAACUGCAAAACCAAUAUUUUUGUUGCUGCAUACACCACAGCUAAUGCAAGACUUCGAUUGUAUGAUUUACUUCAUGAAAUCGGUGAUGCUGCCCUCUACUGCGACACUGAUUCGAUUAUCUAUGUAGAUAAUGGUCUAAAUACAGUAAAAACCGGUGAUUUACUUGGCCAAUGGACUAAUGAACUCGGAGAUGGUGUGUACAUAACCAAAUUUCUAUGUACAGGUCCAAAAUCGUAUUAUUACAUCACCAAUACUGAGAAAGAGUGUACGAAGGUGAAAGGAUUCACCCUCAACUUUGCAAAUGCCAGGCAUAUUAAUGGUAAGGCCAUGGAACGAAUGCUUGAACGUGAACUUCAUUGUGUCUGUGUUACCAAUGUAAAUAUCACACGUAAUACCAAUACUAAACAACUUACUACUGUGUAUCAACCCAAAAAAUUCACCUUUGAAUUCAAUAAACGCUUGAUUCGUAAAGACUUUUCAACCAUACCUUAUGGAUACAAGCAAUCCCUUCAAAAAAAUAAUGUAUGAAUUUUUAAAAAUGAUGUAUAAAUUUUUAAAAAUAAUGUAUUACUUUUUCUUAAAGAUAUGUAACAAAAAUUAUUGUAAAAAUUUUUAAAAUGAAAAAAAAAGGAAAAAAAGGAAAAUGUGAAAAAAAAACAAAGAAAAAAAUGAAAAAGAAAAUGUGAAAAAAAAAAAUAAAAAAAAUAAAAAAAAAAUAAAAAUAAAAA